Messenger RNA from Neolamprologus brichardi, 1071 nucleotides. RefSeq names its product synaptogyrin-2-like. Lineage: Eukaryota; Metazoa; Chordata; Actinopteri; Cichliformes; Cichlidae. The record is from RefSeq and is a predicted model, not a curated record. Gene Ontology annotation, cellular component: synaptic vesicle membrane; neuromuscular junction.
CUUAAAACUGUUUGAUAGGCAAUUUUUGUGGAGUAAAAUGGAAAACACUGGCAAUCUACCCUCAUUGGAUAAUGAUUCUUUUGAUUGGAGGAGAUUUAUAAAACAGACUGUUUUGCGCACCCUGUGCUGGGUAUUUGCCAUUGUGGUUUUUGGAACCAUCUCAGACCAAGGCUACUAUAGCCCCACGAGUAAAGCAAAUGGCACCUGCAUGUUUAACAACAAUGAAUGCGCAUGCAGCUAUGCGGUGGGAGUUGGAGUCCUGGCCUUUGUGGCUUGUGUUGUGUUCCCCAUCCUGGACGUCAUCAUUUCAAAGAUCUCUAGUGCCACAGCGAAAGAUCGCAUUGUCAAAGGAGAUCUGGCCUUCUCCACGGCUAUGACCUUCCUGUGGUUCAUCUGCUUCUGUGUCUUGCUCAACCAGUGGACCAGAACUAACUCCGAAUAUGUCAUGGCCGAUGCUGCCCGAGCUGCCGUUGCUUUCUCCUUCUUCUCAAUCAUCACCUGGGCUGUUUUGGCGUACGUUGCAUACGGAAGGUAUAAUGUAAACCUGAACACCUGUGAGUGGCUGACUGCUUUAUUUCCCAGAAUCAUUGGAAAUGGAAAUUCUGAAUAGAUGUUCUCUCUCCCACGGUGCCCUCUGUACAGCAUAGACUUUGAUUGUUCAAACCCCACACAGGUGAGAUUUGGAUUCGAGGCAGCAAAUAUUAACUUUGAGACUGACUUUCAUCAGCCAAACAGAUUGGACUUGUAGGCUACUAAAAGUAAAACAAAAGGAGCCUGUCUGUGUUUGUUGUUUACUUACAGUUUACUUCAACCAUUUUCAACCAAUGAGAAGCUACGUCUGUAAAAGAUUUUCCAUUCGAUUAUUUAAAAAGUGUUCGGAUUAGAAAAAGCUCUGCUCUGUAACAAGACAUUUUUAAAUUGUACUACAGAAAAUGUGUGUUCCUCGUUAGUCAUGGUUAAAACAGACACUCGGCACUCCUCUGGCAUUAAACGCAUCACCUAUUAUCCCAGGCCUUGAACGUGUGAAUUAUGUGUUUUUAUAGGCAAACUAAUGUAUAAAUAACAUGUUUA